UAAACACGAGCAACGUGCACAAGAGAGAGAGAGCUUCGUAUGAGAGUGCAAUGGUUUACACAGCUGUACUGUAUUAAAUAACCAAACCAGAACCCUCUGUUUCAUACAAGAGCAAGAGCAUACUUGAGUCGAUUUAGUGUACUUUUUGUUGUUUUUUUUUUCACUUCGUUAAGUUUUUGUAUUUCGUUCUGACUGACGUUGUAGUCACUGAAUACCUCAUACCCAUGCAAAGUUAAUUUAUAAUAAUUAAAAAAAAAAAAAAAAAAAAAAAAAACUUUGUAGAACUUUUUUGGGGAUCGAAAUUGUAAUUUUAAAAAAUAGAAUUCUGCAUUCCUUUUUUGCCUUCUAUUUAUAAUUAUUAUUUUAAUAAGCUGUAAUCAUGCUUUGGCAAGUUUUCUGGUCCGGUUUGCUAUUUGUACCCUUGCUGUUUGCAGAAGCCAGGAUCUCUAAGCGAUAUGUCGUUGGUUGUCCCGACCGAUGCGACAAGUCGCAGUGCCCUCCGAUUCCAACAGAAUGUCUCGCUGGGGACACACUUGACCAAUGCGACUGCUGCCCGGUCUGCGCAGUCGGGGAGGGAGAGUCCUGUGGCGGAUCGGGGAGGCUCGGGGAACCGGUCUGCGGAGAAGGGCUGGAGUGCUCUGUUUCAGACGGCGUGGCUCACUCUCUGACGGUGAGACGGAGGGGCAAAGCUGGGGUGUGCGUCUGCGAAAGCUCCGAAGCAGUUUGCGGGAGCGACGGCGUGUCCUACCGAAAUAUCUGUGAACUGAAAAGAGUCAGCCAGCGUGCGGAGAAACUUAAGCAGCCGCCUGUAAUCUUCAUUCAGAGAGGAGCGUGCGGACAAGCAGGUCAAGAAAACCCAGACAGCCUCCGGCACAGAUACAACUUCAUUGCGGAUGUGGUGGAGAAAAUUGCGCCUGCUGUGGUUCACAUUGAACUGUACCGCAAGAUGACGUUUUCGAAGCGGGAGGUUGCUGUGGCGAGUGGCUCUGGUUUUGUGGUCUCGGAAGACGGGCUGAUUGUCACAAAUGCUCACGUGGUGGCCAAUAAGCACAGAGUGAAGGUGGAGCUGAAGAAUGGGGCCACUUACGAUGCCAAAAUCACAGACGUGGACGAGAAGGCGGACAUUGCACUAAUUAAAAUAGACACUGCGGCUAAGUUGCCCGUUCUGCUGCUGGGCCGAUCAGCUGACCUGCGGCCGGGGGAGUUUGUGGUGGCCAUCGGGAGCCCCUUCUCCCUGCAGAACACAGUGACCACAGGGAUCGUCAGCACCACCCAGCGAGGAGGCAAAGAGCUGGGCCUCCGCAAUUCGGACAUGGACUACAUCCAGACCGAUGCCAUCAUUAACUAUGGGAAUUCCGGAGGCCCUCUGGUGAAUCUGGACGGCGAGGUGAUCGGGAUCAACACUCUGAAGGUGACGGCCGGCAUCUCCUUCGCCAUUCCCUCUGAUAAAAUCAGGCAGUUCCUCGCGGAGUCCCACGACCGACAGGCAAAAGGGAUGACUGCACCAAAAAAGAAGUAUAUUGGAGUAAGAAUGAUGAGCCUCACUACCACGCUUGCCAGGGAACUGAAGCAACAGCACAAGGAUUUUCCAGAUGUCACCUCCGGAGCGUACGUGAUUGAAGUCAUCGUGAAAACACCAGCUGCAGCCGGAGGGGUGAAGGAACACGAUGUGAUCAUCAGCAUCAAUGGGAAGCUAAUAACCACAUCCAGUGACGUCAGCGACGCCAUUAAGAAGGACAGCACCCUGCGCAUGGUGGUACGCAGAGGGAACGAAGACGUCAUUCUGACUGUUGUCCCCGACGAGAUCGACCCCUGAUCGCAACCCCGAGCUGGUUCUCGCCUUUCACAAUGGACCCUUCCAGGACGUGACUGGGGGAAUCGCCUCGUUAAUAAUAAAGGGAACUGAGAUUGAUGUGCUAUGCAUUACAUCCGCAUUUUGUUUUCCUUUUUUUCCCAUGUAUUUACUUGUUAAGGGAUUAAAUGCAUGCUUUGAAAGCUGUUAACUACUAUUAGAGAUAUACAAGCAGACAGACAAUGUGUGCUUGUAUAUAUAUAUAUAUAUAUAUAUAUAUUUUUUUUAUUAAUCAUUGUAUGAGACCCACCAGAGACUAACAUUUGAAAUCGAUACAAAACAAAACUUAAUAUAUAUAUAUAUAUAUAUAUAUAUAUAUAUGUAUAUAUAUAAUAUAUAUAUAUAUAUAUAUAUACACACACACUAAGUGGACAUUUUUUUAUGAUGGUUUAUUGUUGUUUUCAAAAAAAAUUGGAUGAUGUCUGUAAGUAAGGGGAAUAAAAUAUUUUAAAAAGAGAAAUAUUUUUAGAUUGUACAAUAUUUACCUACAGAGUCAGAGAUCACGGCUGUUCUUAAUUCAAGGGUCUUCUGUUUUCCUUUACAAAAGCAAAAUAUACAGGGGGAUCAGUGUUACUUUUUUGUUGUUAACAGUUCUCAACUCCGGUGAAUUAGCUUUAUGUUUACAUUAACGUACCUGUCUGAUUUUAUAAUGAAUCAAUAGGUGCACCCAGUGUUGACUGUUAUUGUGCUUGGUUAUCUGGGAAGCUCAAUGUUAUUAUUAUUUAUUUCUUAGCAGACGCCCUUAUCCAGGGCGACUUACAAUCGUAAGCAAAUACAUUGCAAGUGUUACAAUACAAGUAAUACAAUAAGAGCAUGUUAAAUGUUUGGUUUUUUUUUUUUUUAAUCACGGAAAAUCACAGGUUAAAAAAAAAAAAAAUCACAGAAAACUAGUAUCGCUGGUGAUUUUAGAAAUUCACUUGACAAAAAACAAACAAACAAAAAAAAAAACAUUCCUCCAGGAAAAGAUCUUUCAACUGAUGCUGUAUCCCAUAGAAAAUGCUGCUGUUUUUUAUUGGUACCACAAUGAUGCUUCGGCAGUUAAAAUAGCUAAAUAGCAGUUCAAAAACAUGACAUGCACUGCAAAACUAUUGUAACUACAGUGUGUGGGCUUUUGGUUUUUACACUGUACUUCAGUUAUGAAUUUGUUGGUGGCUGGCAAAAAAAAAAAAGUCCUUAAUCAUUAGUUGCUGCCAUCUGCUGGAUUUGUCUGGCAUUGCAGAUUUGUCAAGCCCAGACAUUCCUGGGAAGUGUUUUUAUUUCUAAAUUUAAACCAUUGAAUUCAUUCCAAAAGCACUUGAGAAAUAAAUGUCUUCAGAGUGAGCAUCUGGCUUAAUAGCAACGGGCAGUGUGGAGCGGAACUGAGAUGUACCAGGAACUGCUCCCGGAAUCUCUUUUCUUGGAAUGCUUUUGCGUUUUAUUAUUAUUUAUUUCUUAGCAGACACCCUUAUCCAGGGCGACUUACAAUUGUUAUAAGAUAUCACAUUCUUUUUACAUACAAUUACAUAAUUUUUUACACAUUUUUACAUACAAUUACCCAUUUAUACAGUUGGGGCUUUACUGGAGCAAUCUAGGUAAAGUACCUUGCUCAAGGGUACAGCAGCAGUGUCUCCCCCACCUGGGACUGAACCCACGACCCUCCGGUCAAGAGUCCAGAGCCCUAACCACUACUCCACACUGCUACCCAUGACUUUGUCCCAAAAUGGCUACCAUAUUGAGAGUGUGUGACUUAGGGUUCUGCAUGUCAUCACACAGAUAUGCUUGGUACACAGCUGUAAAAGAACACAAAAAAGAUAGAAAUUUGCUGUAAGCACCAGACAUAUCCCAGAAACCACUUGAAAUUCAAACUUCAUACGUGUAACUUAAAAUAAAUACCUCAGGCAACUUUUGGCAGUAACCCUGUGACCUAAUGCCUCACAAACCGAUUACUUUAAAGCCAUAAAUAUUUGCGACCAAAAUAUUUGGCAAGUCGCACCCAUAAAACCUAUUUUGCUCCAGAAAUGUUGCCGACCUGUUGCAAUAAACAAAGUAUAUAUUGUUAGUGGAAUUUGAUUUUGUGUCAAAAAUGUUUGCGGUUUGUUUUCAUACGUGAAAAACGCAUAGUAAAAGGCUUGCGAAUA
Molecule: messenger RNA, 3969 nt
Organism: Acipenser ruthenus (sterlet)
Lineage: Eukaryota; Metazoa; Chordata; Actinopteri; Acipenseriformes; Acipenseridae
Product: serine protease HTRA1B-like
Exons: 9
Coding region: 380-1816 (478 amino acids)
Biological process (GO): proteolysis; programmed cell death; positive regulation of apoptotic process
Cellular component (GO): extracellular region
Molecular function (GO): protein binding; serine-type endopeptidase activity
Source: RefSeq, a predicted model, not a curated record